This is a messenger RNA of Metschnikowia bicuspidata var. bicuspidata NRRL YB-4993, 371 nucleotides long. RefSeq lists its product as uncharacterized. The transcript has a single exon. NCBI's taxonomy places the organism in Eukaryota, Fungi, Ascomycota, Pichiomycetes, Serinales, Metschnikowiaceae. The record is from RefSeq and is a predicted model, not a curated record. Bases 86 to 277 code for a protein of 63 amino acids.
CGGACAGAGGACGUUCCCAAAGGCUGCUUGCGCCCUGAACAAGAUACGGCGUUUGGCUGAGUGGUUCGGGAACCUUGAUUCCGUCAUGACAUCUUGGAUUUCUGGUGCUCACGCGUAUUUUGCAUUUUGUUGGGGGUGUUGGUUCCAGGGAUAUAGUGGUUUGCUGCGCGUAUUGUUAUGUAGUGCGAUGGAUGCAGCGCUGAGCCGUCGGAGUAGAAAAGGCCUGGACAAUUACACAAUAUUUUCCGGAGCUUUGGAUUUAGUGAGUUCCUCAUGAAAUAUGGCCUUUUUGCACGUGUAUGAGUUCUUGAUCUACGCACACCCAAAAGAUCAUAUGAUGCGGCCCAGUGCCUGACUUGCUCCCAGAUCGU